AUGGUAACAAAUGUUGUUAAAAACACUGGUCCUCAAACAUCAAUUGCAAGAAAUAGGAGAAAACUUAUUCUCAAAGCGAAGAGGGAUUAUCGAAACGGUAUCAGAUUAAACAACCUCACUUCCCAUUUAAAUAUUAAUUUUACAUCCUCUGCAACAUAUGAAACCACUGUUAAAAUGGCUAUGGCUAGAAAGAGAAGGAAGAUAAUCUUGGAUAACAAAAAAAGAUUGAGAAAUUUCAUCAAUACUGAAGUUAGUGAGUGCGCAGAUGCAAAUUCAAGACGCAAGAAUUCAAAUUAUGGGGUUCAAUUUUCAAAUAACAUUGUUAUUCAAAAUCAGAACAUGGAUCAUGCAUCUACCUCAAAUCAUAAUAUGUCAGUUGAGUCUCAUUAUCAGGACAAUGAUGACUCCAACUCUGACAAUAAUUUAAAUUCUUCUAAUAGUUCCGACUCUGAGGAGGAUUCAGUGCCUGCACAAUUACAGGAGGCCCAUCUUCAAGAAUAUUACGAUAUUGGAGACCAAAAUUAUGAAUGCGCACACUGCCAAGCAUGUAUGUGGUACCAAGAAAAAGUAAAUAGACACAAAAUUACAACAAUUCCUCGGCUUCAUCGUUGCUGCCGUGGAGGAAAAAUUGUUCUCCCGUUCCUUGAGCAACCUCCAGAGGUGUUGCAAGAUCUUCUAUUUAAUAAAAUAUAUUUAGACAGUAAAAACUACCAGGCUAACAUACGAACAUACAACGCAAUGUUCUCAUUCACCUCCCCCGGAAUGAAAUUCGACACAACAUACUCUAAAAGAGGAGGACCUCCUACUUUGAGACUGCAAGGUCAGACCUGUCAUCGAAUUGGUACACUACUGCCAGAAACCGGAAAAGCUCCGCAAUAUGCUCAAUUAUACAUCUACGACACGGACAAUGAAGUUGAACACAAAAUAAAAUGUUUCAAGGACAACAAAGGCAUCGAGCGCCCCGUUGUCAAUAAGCUCAAGCUAAUGUUAGAUGAGCACAAUGUUCAUGCCAAAGCUUUUAGAAUGGCAAGGGAUGUUUUAAGGACAAGUUCUUUCACAGAUUUAAAACUCAGGCUUAUUUCUGAUAGAUCCGAAGAUGGCCGUGUUUACAACAAACCUACUGUCUCAGAAGUGGCUGCACUCAUUGUGGGAGACAUUGAUUCUGCUGAUAAAAGGGACAUCUUAAUUCAGCGCCGCAAUGGUGGUUUGCAACGAAUAGAUGAGUUUCACCCAUCAUAUUUGGCAUAUCAGUAUCCUCUUAUAUUUCCUUAUGGGGAAGAUGGUUACAGGAAAAAUAUAAUGCACAAAUAUCGCCAUGAAACUGAGGUCACUAGGAAAAACCGUCAGAGCAUUAAGGAUUGGUUUUCUUACCGGUUACAACAACGUCACAAAGAGGCAAAAACACUACUUUACUCAAGGCGUCUAUUUCAACAAUUCUUAGUCGACGAUUAUGCUAUGAUGGAAUCUGAACGACUGAAUUGGAUGAGGGAUAAUCAAUCGAAGUUAAGAGUGGGCCAAUAUAAUAAUUUGACCACUCAAACUGAUGGCGAUAGAAGAAAUGAACACCAGAAGCAAGGAAAACGAGUUGUUUUGCCAUCAACAUUUGUUGGUAGCAAGAGAUAUAUGGAUCAACUAUAUUUUGACGGUAUGGCCAUUUCAAGUCGAAUGGGAUUCCUUGAUUUAUUUGUUACAUUUACCUGCAACCCAAAUUGGCCUGAAAUUAAAAGAGCAUUGUCAGGAACAGGACUACAACCCCAUGAUAGGCCAGAUAUCAUUUCAAAAGUUUUCAAAAUAAAGUUUGAUACCCUCAUGGAUGAUAUUACAAAACACCAUGUCGUCGGAAAAGUUAUUGCAUAUAUGUACACCAUUGAAUUCCAAAAGCGGGGAUUGCCACAUGCGCACAUAUUGAUAUUCCUACACCCUCAGAGCAAAUACCCAACACCAUCUGACAUAGACAACAUCAUUUCUGCUGAAAUUCCCGACCUGACUGUUCAUCCCAAUUUAUACAAGUUGGUUAAGGCACAUAUGAUGCAUGGACCCUGUGGCCUCGCGCGCAUGAACUCACAAUGUAUGAAGAAUGGAAGAUGUUCUAAAUACUAUCCCAAAAAGUUUAUUGAACACACUAUUGUUGAUGCAGAGGGAUAUCCACUUUAUAGGAGAAGAUCAAAAACCUUCACUAUUGAAAAAAAUGGUAUCACCUUGGAUAAUAGACAUGUGGUUCCAUAUAACACCAGAUUUCUUAUGAAACACCAGGCACAUAUAAACAUGGAAUGGUGUAAUCAGAGUACUUCCAUAAAAUAUCUUUUCAGAUAUAUCAAUAAAGGCUAUGAUAGAAUAACAGCAGCAGUUUCAACAAAUAACAAUCAACCUGUUGAAGAAAUCCAACAAUAUCUCGAUUGCAGGUAUGUCUCCCCCAGUGAAGCAUGCUGGCGCAUUUACUCUUACAAUAUUCAUGGCAAAAAACCAGUUGUGGAACGUAUGUUCUACCAUUUGGUUGGGGAGAAACCUAUCUACUAUACAGAUUAUGCACGCAUGGAAAAUGUACUAGAAACUGCAAGUGUGACUGAAUCAAUGUUUACUGCACGGCUGGUGGCAAAUGCUAAAUAUGAAGAAGCACGAACAUUAACUUACGGUCAAUUUGUCUCAAAGUUUGUUUAUCACAAAAAACAAAGAGAAUGGAAACCGCGUAAAAAAGGCUUCACCAUUGGACGUCUCAUAUGGGUUCCGCCAACAGCUGGUGAACUAUUUUACCUCCGCAUGAUGUUGACGGUAGCAAAAGGACCAAUAAAUUAUGAGGAAAUCAGGACAGUGGGUAACAUCCAGUUUGAUACAUUUAGAGAUGCGUGCUUUGCAAUGGGAUUUCUUGAAGACGACAAAGAAUACAUAGCUGCUAUAAAGGAGGCAAGUCAUUGGGGGACAGGUCAUUUUCUUCGAAAACUGUUUGUCGUCAUGCUUUUGUCAGGUGCUGUUAAUCGCCCUGCACAUGUUUGGGAACAAUCUUGGCUCCUAUUAUCUGAUGGUGUCUUACAUACACAAAGAGCGUUGGCUGCAAAUCCAGAAUUAGUCCUCAUACAAGAAGAGUUACAAAAUUUGACUUUAAUAGAAAUUGAGAAACUGCUUCAAGCAAAUAGAAGGACACUAAAGGAUUUUAGUCCUAUUCCAUAUCCGAAUGCUUAUGUUCUUGAAUAG
Vicia villosa (hairy vetch) is the source of this 3189-nucleotide messenger RNA. RefSeq lists its product as uncharacterized. The transcript has 5 exons. The record is from RefSeq and is a predicted model, not a curated record. The coding region runs from base 1 to 3189 and encodes 1062 amino acids. NCBI's taxonomy places the organism in Eukaryota, Viridiplantae, Streptophyta, Magnoliopsida, Fabales, Fabaceae.